Molecule: messenger RNA, 1656 nt
Organism: Nicotiana attenuata
Lineage: Eukaryota; Viridiplantae; Streptophyta; Magnoliopsida; Solanales; Solanaceae
Product: proline-rich protein PRCC
Exons: 3
Coding region: 97-1371 (424 amino acids)
Cellular component (GO): nucleus
Source: RefSeq, a predicted model, not a curated record
UAAAUUACAUGAAAUAGCGUUAAAACUAAAAUUUAUCCACAUUAUAAGGCCGGUGAAGGAAUCACCAAUCAGCUAAUCAAAUCCACCGGAGUCCGGAUGGAAUCUUUGUUUGCAAACUAUGCUUCUUCUGAUGAAGAUGAUGAACAACAGUCACAUCAAGAUAAGCAUCCACAACAAGUACAUAGCUCCAAUUCUUCAAACCCUAGCGUAUUUUCCUCUUCUCUUCCUCCCCCUAAAUCUUCUUUUUCACUUCCCCCACCAAAAUCCCAAUCAAAUACUUCACCCACCUUAACCACUCCCUCAGCUGUAAAGCAACAUUUUGAAGAAGAAGAUGAAAUUCCUGAUAAACCCUCAUCGUUUUUCUCUUCUCUUCCUCAACCUAAUAAAUCAACAUCAUCAUCAUCAUCUUCGCUUUUCUCUGUCCUUCCUCCGCCCAAAACCACUCCUUUGUCUUCGUCAGAUCCUAAACCUAAAAGAAAGGUUGUUCAGUUCAAGCCUCCUGCCAACCCUUUUUCUGUAAAGUCCAAUAGAAGUGUAGAUGAAGAUGAGGAUGAGGAUGAUGAGGGUGAGAAGGAGAAACAGAGAAAAAGGUCUGAAUCUUUUACUCAAACACCUUCAGUUAAGUCAUUUUUAUCGAGCAUUCCUGCUCCAAAGAACUCGACCUCGUUGGGUGUUUUAGGUUCAGGUUCUGGAAGAAGAUCCACCAUUGAAGCAGAUGUCCCUGUUCCUAAUUCAGCUACCUCGAGUGAAGUUCUAGUUAGUUCACAUACAGGGUACAAUGAGAACCAGCAAGUUGAUGGAUCUUUAGAGAGUUCAAUGAGAGGUAUUGGCGGUCCCACAGAAUACAGUGCUAGUUUGGGUGUUGCAGGCGAUUACUCCUCCAAUUGGGGCGCACAUGGUUAUGUCGACCCUGAAAGCUGUGCUAAUGAUGUGACUAGUGGUUAUGAGAAUUAUCCUGGCUAUGACAGCAAUAGUGGGACUUACACUGGCUAUGAACAGUAUGAUCAUAACUGGACUGAUGGGUCUAGUACAACAGCAUCAGCAUCAGCAAUUACCGAUACGGCUGAAGUUGCAUUGACAUUGCCCGGGAAGAGAGGCAGGAAAGAUGUUCCGCAGAAAUUUGUUGAGGUGAACCAGGAUGAGUUGAUGAAGAAUCGGCCUAGGGAGGACCAGUCAAGGCUUACUGGAAUUGCUUUUGGCCCAUCGUACCAGCCUGUUUCAAGCAAGGGAAAGCCUUCUAAGCUGCUCAAAAGAAAGCAUCAAAUAAGUACUUUGUACUUUGACAUGAAACAAAAAGAAAUGGAGCUGCAAGAGCGACGUGCCAAGGGGAUGCUGACAAAAGCUCAAACUCAGGGGAAAUAUGGUUGGUGAUAUUUAAGUGAGGUUCUUUGUGGUCUCCUAUUGACUCGGUGAACUAGCAACUUCCCUUUGUUUGCUCAUCAAAUUUCUGAUCUGUAUUCCUUCCCCUUGUUUAAAUGUUAUUGAUAGUCCUUUGUUGGCUUUGAAAGCAUUGUAGUGUUGUAAUAUUUCUGCAAUUUUAGUGCGAAUGCUAAUGGUUCUGUAGGUUCCUUUAAAUCAAAUACCAUAAAAUGAAAUGGUCUGUUAAGAAAUUGUUGAUUGCAUCUCCGUGAAUGAUACAUUUAUAUGCUUGACUGA